Molecule: messenger RNA, 1268 nt
Organism: Botrytis cinerea B05.10
Lineage: Eukaryota; Fungi; Ascomycota; Leotiomycetes; Helotiales; Sclerotiniaceae
Exons: 1
Coding region: 172-804 (210 amino acids)
Source: RefSeq, a predicted model, not a curated record
GAUUCUCUCAAUCAUCUACAUUAUCUUUUAAUUUAUAUCUGGUGGGUGUUUGUCCAGAUUCCUCUCGGUUCUCAAUUCAAUUGAUUCUUUUUCUUUUGGCAUUACUAGCGCAAUUUCAUUAUGUUUAAUUGAAAAUUUCAGAUUCUCCCUGGUGGAAUUCGCACUGUAGACAUGGCUCCGAUAACCUUUCCUAUUUUAUCCUCUCGUUCGCUUCCAAACAAAAUCGCAAACUCCACAUCCUCAAUCAUAAAACUUGUCACCCAAUCUUCUGCUGCAUUUUCUGCUCACGCCCCUUCUCUUGCCCCGGUUCCCCCUUCCUCAACACUACCUUCAAAAUCUCCAAUCUCGACUGCGUUCCCCGACCUAUUCCGUGAACAAUCCUCCACUAUCAUAGUUGAUGCCCCCACCACUACUUACGCGUCCUAUAUCGAACUAAACGAUAAUGCGUUUACUUCUGAACCUACUGCCCUCUCCGAUUCGACUUCAAUCGGUGAUUCAUAUGAAAUUAAGACGCAGGCACCUCAACCCAACAAUAGUGGUAGAGAUAUCGGAAUAGUAAUUGGGUGUAUCAUUGGUGUAUUGAUACUGGGACUGAUAGGUUGGAUAUACAUGAUGAAGGCGAAACGCAAUCCAAAGAAGAGGAGAAAAGGGAAGGGAAAGGAGAAGGAGGUUGUGCAGGAAACGGUGAAGGUCAGGGUGAAGGCGAACAAGAGAAAGCACAGGAAACAUAAGAAGCAUAGAAAAACAGAAGCGGAAACAGCAGGAGGCUCCGGGGGAGAAGCACCGGCUGCUGAAGGUGCUUAGAUGACAUUGCACAGGGAUGGCAGCUAUGCUAUUCUGCGGAAGUUAGUUUGGCGAAUUGGGUUGUAUAAGCUCGAUGUUUGAGCUCAUGUUGAGCCAUAAUUAUACAUUGGAGUGGUGGAUUGGGCAAAAGCAAGCUCUAUGCAAGUUCAGCUCAUAAGUAAGAAUGAAACUGGGGGUUAAGAGAAACCGCGAUUGAACGAUAGUUAGUUCUAAUGGGCAGGGUACGAAAUGAUCGGGGGCUUUGGAGCACGAAGUGUUCAAUCAGACAAAUGAGUUUCGACAUAUCAAUAGUACAUAACCCAAGUUUACAUCUAGAUCAAUUGAGCUGCCUCGUUUAUUACCAAUAUUGUAGUCAGUCAAGGGACAUGCUUCACAACCCGUGCUUCUGCAGGAUAUUGCACUAGACACUCGGCUUGCCACAUCAGGCAAUAUGCCAAGAAAUUAUUACUAUACGUACCGGGGCA